Lathyrus sativus (Indian pea) is the source of this 318-nucleotide messenger RNA. The record is from the annotation of a GenBank genome assembly. Lineage: Eukaryota; Viridiplantae; Streptophyta; Magnoliopsida; Fabales; Fabaceae.
AUGGCUUCAAAGUUUCGAGCCUUUUGGAAUCACCCAAUUGGACCCAAAACCGUUCACUUCUGGGCACCUACAAUGAAAUGGGGUAUCAGCAUUGCCAAUAUUGCUGAUUUUACAAAACCACCUGACAUGAUCUCGUAUCCUCAACAAAUAGCUGUUAUGGCUACUGGACUAAUCUGGGCGCGUUACAGCACUGUAAUUAUACCAAAAAAUUGGAACCUUGUUAGUGUAAACCUUGCAAUGGCUGGAACUGGCAUAUACCAACUCUCGCGCAAAUUGCGGCAAGAUUAUUCUUCAGAGGAAGCUGUAGCAAAAGAAUGA